GCUGCGCAAAUAAUCUUUGUGGAAAUAAUUAUCACGAUUUAUGUUAUUCAUAAAUGUGAAGAGAAUCAUUAAUGAGAACAUGCCAAGUAGCGGCGAUUAGAGUGAUAAACGGGUCCUGUAGUGUUCCCGGUUACACUUCGAAUGAGUGAAAGUCGUGCUCGGUACGGGACGUCUUCAUCCCGAAAAUAACAAUGGCCGGAGGAUUCGAAUAUGCAUGGAUUUUUAAAAUGCCAAGCUUGCUACCCUGGCAACCUACACACAUUUUCCUGACCCUUUUUUAUUACAUGUGUCAAUUAGCAUCGAAUGGAUUUGGCAGAAACUAUGAAAAAUAUUGUUGCCAAAGGUAUGCAAACCGAAAUGGGACCACCAGGCGGAGGAUCAGGUUAUCCUGGAACACCAAGUGCUGGUUAUGUUACUGAGAAAAUGUAUAUGUUAUUACAAGCCUAUCUUCAAAACAAAGGUUGGAAUCCAAGUAUCGAACUGCUGCAAUGCUUUUCUGAAUUUAAAGAUGCAUCUAUGAUUCCAAGUGCUGCCUAUUUGCAGAUGAUGGCAUCAAGAAUUGCUCUGGAUUCUCAGGGAAGAUUAGUUCUUAGGGAAAAUGGAAAAAUAAUAUUGCCAUAUGAACAUUUUGCAAAUGCUGUGAUGUUAAAGCAUAUGAAUGGUCCACAUGGCCUACAUUUAGGCUUGGAAGGGACAGUUAGAGCUGUUAUGGAAUCAUAUACUAUUGGACGAGAAUGUUUUGGUAUGGAAAAAGAAUUUAUAAUAGAAGUGGUACAAAAUUGUCCAAAUCCUGCUUGUCGUUAUUACAAAAAUCAACUUGAAUUAACUCAAAAAAUGGGACAUAUGGCACCAACUUAUAUUCAGGAAAAUGAAACAACAGCUUCUCUUUUACGUAGUAGUUUUCCUCAUAAUACAGAUUUUCAAGCAACAUUAAGCACUGCUAAUCCAAAUACUCAUAUGGGAGGAUCAACAGCAGAUUUGACUGAAAUAAGAAGUGCUGGAAACCAAAUAAAUCUUCAACGUCCUCCAAGCCGUCCAUCAUUAAAUAUUCCACAUCGACCUGUAUCACAAGAAAAAAAAACCACUGGCAAGCAACAUUAUGAAUCUUUAGUACCUAAUAUUCCAAUAUCUGAUCAUAAAUUAACAGACUUCUUAAGAACGAAUUUGGAUAAUUUGGAUAAUCUCAGUGGACUUGGUUUGGGAAAUUUACAAGGAAUAGGAAAUGCAAAUAAAGAUUUAUUAGCUUUACAUAAUGGAGCUUGGCCAUUGGAAAAUGAGAAAGGAUCUCGGGCAUCUUCAAAUUCAGAAGGAGGACAAGAAAAAAUCGUAAGAGCUUUUGCAGAAGUUAUGAAAAAUAUGGCAAGAAUGAAAGCUUGUGUACGUCCUGCAAUGUGCAAACCAUAUGGAAAACAAUCAGAAGCUUUACAAAAAACAUUGGUGGAUACAAUACAGCUUGUACAGUCGUUAAGAAGUUUUCUGCCACCUCCACAUAUUCCUGUUUCAAGCUGGAAAAAUGAAGAUAAACAUCGAUUAGAUCAUACGGGUACUCCUUAUCUCCCAUCGUUAAAGACUGGAGGUUUAGAAGAGUUAUGCGAACAACGCAAGUUAGACUAAACAUAUGUCUUCGCUUUUUAAGCGGCAGACUAAGUUUUGUCUUUGCGCUCUAUGAUGUUCUAGUCAUGUGGUGUUUAUGGGUUAGAUGGGUGUUUUAUAUUUAAACAACCCGAAGGAUUGCUCAAAUGUUGUUGGCGUUUAGGACUUCAAAAUACUAAGAGACAAAACGAGUCAUGCGUGGACUGUGAUAAACGUGGGUAGUGAAAAUAAAUUUAUAUAUAGUCAAUCGAAAUUCACAUCGUUAUUUCAUAUUCAAAUUAAUUUUAUUUCAUUGCUUUAAGUUUUUUGUGAAUUUUUAUAAUCUGCCUAUGGAGCUUAUUUAAAUUAUAAUUGUGGUGCAAGAUAGUUUUGAAUUAUCUACCUUAUAAUAAAUAAUUUACAUAUUAUGAAUAUGUAUUAUAAAAUGGCAUUUAUAUUUUAUUGUUGUGCAUUGAUUUAAUAUCUCACCACUUGUGUUCCAAUGAUACCUGAUCAACAUUAUUAUGAAGAUGUUUUUUGUUAUAUGAAUAAAUUUUAUGUAUGUAUUGGAAGUUUACAUAAACUAUAAAGAUUAAAUUUAGUCUUGCAUAUAAAUAUAAAAGAUUUACUAAUUAAACAUUGUUAUAAAUACUCCAAAUAUGAGAGUAUAUAUAAGCAAUCAUAAUUCUUGUUGUUGACUUCGCAUUAUUUAAUUUUUGAAUAUUUAUUACAUAAAUUAUAAGAUAUUGUUUUGAUUUAAAUGAAAUGAAUUAACAAAAAUUAUCCAGUUAAAAUAAAUAUUUAAUUACUAUAUAUACGUAUAUAUAUAGUUUUUUAAAAAUUGCUCUGUAUAAAUUAUUGUUUAUUUGUAAAAAUAGAUCAAACAUAUAUUGUUGUUAUGUCUAGUAUUAUUAUCUGUCAAGUUAAUGUUAAAACUUACAAUAAUUUAUAAGCUUCAUAGGCAGUAACAUGCGGUGUGCACAUGUAAAAAACGAAAUCAUUGGUCAAUUUAUAGAUAUUUUUCAAUAAAUAAAUUAUUUCAUUAUUAUAUACAAUUAAAAAAAGAAAAGAAUAAAGAAUUACAUUAUUAAAAAAUGUUUGUAGCGUAAUUUGCACCAAUGCUCAAAAUUUUCUCUCUGUGCACUGAUAUUACUUAUAAAUGUUAUUAUCUUUGAUAAUCGCGAAAUGCGUAAUAAACUAAGAAAAGAAAAAGAGAGAAAAAGAAAGAAAAAAAAAUAUUAUGCGUUAUUUCAAUCGAAAUUUUUCGAUAAAAUGCAUUUUAUUUUGGUUGUAGAAAUAAAAUCGUUUUAAAUUCAAUUGUUAUACGCAUAUCUGCGAUGGUAAAAUGUUUCCUUCUUGCUCGAUAAUAUCAAAAUAUUGAACUCUAUUUCUGAAUAUAAACAGUAAAUUUGUGUAAGGAAUGUGUGUAAAAUGGAUAAAUGCUUGAAUCUUGUUAUAUACAGGUUCGAUGAUUGUAAAGUUUCGGCUAUCAAAUAGCAAAAUUUUAUAUGAACGUGUGUGAAUGUGUGUUUUUGUUUAAAUAUCUUUCUAUAAACGUGUCUGUUAUAAAACGCAUAUAUAUUUAUUUAUAACAUCUUCAGCAAUUAUAAUGAUCAAUUGUUAACAGGGCUCAAAUUUCUGUGAUUAGCAAUUUAUACCUAUCUGUAUAUGUAUAGUAUUAUUUCUUUUUAAAUUUUUUCUCAUAAUUUAAAUUUUCUUA
This is a messenger RNA of Apis laboriosa (Himalayan honeybee), 3292 nucleotides long. RefSeq lists its product as uncharacterized. The transcript is spliced from 8 exons. The record is from RefSeq and is a predicted model, not a curated record. Bases 304 to 1614 code for a protein of 436 amino acids. Lineage: Eukaryota; Metazoa; Arthropoda; Insecta; Hymenoptera; Apidae.